AUGACGUCGUCGUCCAGCACAGUCUCUUUCGCAGACGAAAUGCAGCACCGAGAUCGACCCCACGACCAUGGGAUCCGGGCAGGUGCCCAGCAGGGAGAGCACGUCAUGAACUUGCACAUAAAUGAUCGAAAUUUCGCUGCUGCAGCCCUUGGUGAUGAGCAACCGCCGCUGCUCAUUUUGCCACUUGCAAAGUCCGUGGACCUCUGGUCUUUGGACUCCUCAUCGAGUGCCACGACUUCGACGGCUACUUCCACGACCAUCACUACCACCAUGUCCACCACUCUCCAUCUCGCUGCUCCUUAUAGCCACAGUCUCUCCAUGUCGCCCUGUAGCAGCGAUGACUCCGAUCUUUUGGUCCUCAUGGGUCCAGACCAACAACCAACUCCGACGAAGAAGCUUAAGAAAAGUCGUCGGGUCCGGGCGCUCUCCACCGAGCGGAGUCGGCAGUGCCGCGAGCGCCAAAAGCAGUACUCCCAGAGUCUCGACGCGGUCGUCCGUGCCCUGCGCACCGACGUGCGCGACCUCGAGAUCUUGCGCAACUUGCGUCAAGAACAGAUCGUCAACGUCUGCGGGUCCGUCUCGGGCUCGCUCGCCAAGAUCAUCCGCGAGUACAUGACGGUGUUCCGGCAUGGCAUGCCCGCUCCCGCUGUGGAGACUGCGCUGGCAAGAGGAAAGCGCGACCUUGCAGUGAUGUACCAACCGACGCCUGACGCCCAGUGCGAGUUCCUCAACUGCAUGAUGGACCCGUACGUCGAGGUCUUUGACUGGUGUGGGCGGUUCGUGCUGGGAGCUAGCACCGUGCUCAAUGGGUGGCGCGCGUGGGCCGCCUGGCACGACUCGCUCAGUUUUGAGCUCGUUAACAUUGACGUGGUAGAUACAGAGGACACGCUGGCCGUAACGACCAAGGCGAAUCUCCGGGUGCGGGUCUCGCCAACGACGAUUGCCCACCUCUUCCCGCACAUUGCGGACGACCGGGAGCUUUGCCGCAAACUCCUGGGUCAGGAGAUCUGCUACCCGGUCCACGACACCUUCUUCUUUGCCGCGAACAAACGGGUGAUCAAGUACACGUGUGACGUGGACUUUUCCAAAGCGCUGCUGCCGGUAGCAGGCAACUACGAGACGGUGCUGUACCUCAUGUCGCCCCCUAGUCAGGCGUCGUUGAGCGACCUUGCUGUACGCACUUCACCAGGGGAUCUAGCUGAGCGCUCGCCUCUGGACGUCAAGUUUCUGCUCUCGGAGGAGUGA
Molecule: messenger RNA, 1245 nt
Organism: Peronospora matthiolae
Lineage: Eukaryota; Oomycota; Peronosporomycetes; Peronosporales; Peronosporaceae
Source: the annotation of a GenBank genome assembly